This is a messenger RNA of Prosopis cineraria, 2618 nucleotides long. Its product is annotated as probable disease resistance protein At5g66900. Gene Ontology annotation, biological process: defense response to fungus. Gene Ontology annotation, molecular function: ADP binding. The coding region runs from base 88 to 2487 and encodes 799 amino acids. The transcript is spliced from 5 exons. The record is from RefSeq and is a predicted model, not a curated record. NCBI's taxonomy places the organism in Eukaryota, Viridiplantae, Streptophyta, Magnoliopsida, Fabales, Fabaceae.
GGUCUUCAUCUUCUAUUGACUGGAACAGCUCCGGAGCAGCUAGUUGAGGUUGAGAGGAUCGGGAGCAGAAAAGUAAAGAUAGUGAAGAUGGAAGUAGUUCUGGAGCUUGCAGGGAACGAGCUUUUGGAUCUAAUCAAAAGGGCUCUCAAGCAUUCAGAAACAGCGCGAGGCCUCGAGUCCACCAUGGAAUUGUUGGGUCAAUUGUUUGCAGAGAUUCAACAACUGUCCAGGGAGGCGAAUGUGGAAUCUCAGGUACUCGAGAAACUCCAGGAGAGUAUGAACAAAAUACAAAACGCUCUUCUUAAAUACUCCAAAGUCGGGUGGCGUAUUUGGCUUGCGCCAUUUUACCAGAAAAAAAUGGAGAACGCAGUGAAUGAAAUGAAAGAAAUCAUGCAGUAUUUGCCUUUGCUGACGUUAAGGAAUGUUCUUAAAUUGCUCACGGGAAAUAGGACUCCUGAUCAGACCAAUCAUAUUGGCAGACCAGAAAUUUUGACAAGGGGUGAUCUUGAAAUAUCACAGCCUGAGUCUACACUGGAGUUGCAUGCUCCAUUGUUGGAAAAAUUGAAGUCUUUCGUCAUCAUGGAUGGUGGCGAUCAUCAGGUCCUUAACUUGACCGGCUUUGCCGGCUCCGGCAAGACCACCUUGGCCAAACAGCUCCGUCAUGAUCCGGAAGUCCGAGAGAGGUUCGGCGAUAAUAUCUUCGUCGUAGAUUCAUGGAUUGAAAGCAAUGAGGUUAUGGCAGAGCAAUUGCUUGAAGAGUUGCGUGAAAAAGGGAACAAUGAGGCUGUGUUUCUGGUGCUGGAUAAUUUUGAGCCUGGCUUUAUAGGACUUGUUAAGCAGUGCAUGAAUUGGACAUCAUCAAAUCCUAAAUCCAGAAUUUUGGUGAUUUCAAGAGUUGAUAUCCCAGAUUUGGGCACCAGGGAGACCAUGACACCACUGGGUGAAGAUGAUGCAAUCGAGCUUUUACGUCACUCUGCAAAACCAAUUGGCACCACCCCCUUCAAUUUACCAGAAGAUAGUAUUCUCCGACAGGUUGUAAGAAGUUGUGGAGGUUUUCCAUUAGCCAUCAUAAUAACUGGCAGUGAACUCAGGGGCAUGCCCGUCGAAAUCUGGAAAAAGAAGUGGAGAGAAUUGUCACGGAAAGGAGACUAUCCUCCUUCAGAGGCGCUUACUUAUCUCCAUAACUCAUUAAUUGUUUUGAAUGGUUUUAAAGAUGCUAAUGAUAAAUUCUUCAUGGACCUUGGCUCAUUCCCUGAAAAUCAAGUUAUCCCUGUUACUGCCUUAAUCGACAUGUGGGCAGAACUUUACGAAGAAGACGAUGACGGAAUAGAUGCGAUGAACCACAUCCACCAAUUGGCUUUCAUGAAUUUGGUUUGUAAGGUGGUUCAAAGGCGAAUUGGAAGCGAUGAAGACAAUUGCUACAAUAACCACAUCCUAGCUCAGCAUAAAAUUCUCAGAGAGUUGGCCAACAAAUAUUCGAGCGAGGGGCAUGUAUUGGAGAGGAAAAGACUAAUUCUUGGGAAUGAUCCUCCCCAAGGGUGGCCACAACGGACUCAGAGCUGGUUCUAUUAUUUUCUAUCACACCUCAUAGGAUCAACAGGGCAAAGGAUAGCUGCUCGUGUAUUAUCUAUAUCCACUGAUCAAAACGUCACUCCAGAUUGGUGCGACAAUAUUCAACCAACUGAAGCUGUGGUUCUGGUUUUGAAUAUUUUCAAGACUUCAGAUUACACGUUACCGAAAUUCAUGAAGUCAAUGGGAAACCUGAAAGUUCUUAUACUCACCGGUUAUGCUUACUGUUUCACAGAGUUAAGAAAUCUCGAGCUGCUUGCUUCCUUAAGAAGCCUCAAGAGAAUCAGAUUGCAGCAUGUUUCUGUUCCGUCCCUUUGUGACUUGAAGAACGUGACCAAGUUGUCAUUUUACUGUUGUCAAGUGAAGAAGGCUUUUGAGGAUAGUUCCAUCGAAUUCUCAUCAGCUUUGCCAAAACUGGAAGACUUGAACAUUGAGUAUUGCAUUGAUUUGAUUGCGUUGCCUUCUGGGCUCUGCUCUGUUGUCAGCUUGAAGAAACUCAGCAUCAUUAGCUGCCACAAAUUUACUGGACUACCCCAAGAAAUUGGGAGGCUUGAGAAUCUGGAAUUACUGCGGAUUAGUUACUGUGCUGAUUUUGAAAAUUUGCCAGGGUCAAUCACGCAGAUGAGUCAUCUAAGCAUCCUGGAUAUCUCACAUUGCGUAAGCCUGAGGGAAAUACCAGACAAAAUUGGGGAGCUGCAGAAUCUAAGAAAGCUUUAUAUGACAGGCUGCUCAAUACAUGAAAUGCCAGACUCGGCCAUGAAAUUGGAGCAUUUAGAGGUGGUGAUAUGCGAUGACUGUACAUCUCAUUUAUGGGAAGUGAUCAGUUCAGGGCUACCUAACCUCAACGUAAACACUGCCCAGACAGACAUUACCUUGAAUUGGCUUUUGGGCUCUGGCUUCCAAGGUUUUAUCCUUUAAUUAAAAUCACAAACAAACUGCUCCAUUGGUUUUGCUUGUUUCUUUUCAUCUUUUGUCGUUUGAAUCAAUCAUUUUUUGCUGUAAACUUGCACAAUCCUGUUAUGUCACAUAGACAGAUGUUUGUGUUUGAU